AUGUAUUACAACUACUUGGAAGCUUCCGGUUACGUUGGCACGUCGUUCCGGAAGUGUUUUGAGGAGUCGUACUGCAUCGCCGUCAUCGAGCUAGCCAACCGGAAUCUGGGCCCGUUCUCGGCGCUAGUCUGCACCAUGUUCUACGGGCGCCGGCACAAGGCGGCCGCACUGGCCGGCACCGAACGCGUGCUGGGGUUCAUCCGGGACACGGACCGGGACGCGGCCACAAAAUACCACUCGGCCGCGCAGUUGUCGCCGGUCACCAAGUACUACUCGGCCGCCAUGGUGGCCGCGUACACGGCGUGCAUAUGGCUGUACACGGCAGCAGUUCCGGUGACCGUCAUCUUUCCGUUCUGCGUCAACGCGCUGGGCCAGACGGCCGUCUACAACCUGAUCGCGUUUCAGUACCACGUGCUGGGCCAUGGUUACGCGCGCAUCCGUCGGCUGCUGGAGGUUGCCGUGGACACGUCGGGCCAUCGCGCCCGCAGGUCGCUGGCCACACGCGUGGCCCGCUUGGCCCGCGCGUCCGACGACUUUGGUCGCCAGGUGGGCCACCUUAACCGAGCUUACGCAAUGAUUCUAUUGCUCAAGUGGCCGUACACCGUGGUCCGCAUCAUCAUGGUUGUGUUCCGCAUCAUCGAGCUGUCGGCCACCGUGCAGGAAGACCGGCCGUUCGCCCGCAUAGCCACCGUGCUCAUCGUUGAACAUGUGGGCGAAAUGCUCCUAUUCCUGGUGCAACUGUCGUAUUUCUGCUACACGGGCGCCCGCUUGUCCCGCCAGGCACGUGUUUUAUAUAUCUAUAACGAA
This is a messenger RNA of Metopolophium dirhodum (rose-grain aphid), 807 nucleotides long. RefSeq lists its product as uncharacterized. The transcript has a single exon. The annotation marks the transcript as partial. The record is from RefSeq and is a predicted model, not a curated record. Lineage: Eukaryota; Metazoa; Arthropoda; Insecta; Hemiptera; Aphididae.